Messenger RNA from Polychytrium aggregatum, 1596 nucleotides. RefSeq names its product quinon protein alcohol dehydrogenase-like superfamily. Bases 1 to 1392 code for a protein of 463 amino acids. The record is from RefSeq and is a predicted model, not a curated record. Gene Ontology annotation, molecular function: protein binding. The transcript is spliced from 10 exons. Lineage: Eukaryota; Fungi; Chytridiomycota; Chytridiomycetes; Polychytriales.
AUGUCGACAUCAAAUCUCGGCUCGCGCGCGCUGUCAAACUCGUCUCUAAGCUCGCUUCCCAGCAUGGGGGGCGUGUCUAACCGGCGAACGUCUGGGCCGUUCCCCUCAAGCACAACUAUCAGCUCUGAGCUAUCGCUAUCAAAAUCGCAGUUAUCGAAACGCGGUACCAUCGGCAGCGGCAUGCUCUCCAAGUCUGAGCUCGCAGCACUCUCAAAUGCGAGCCUUCGACAGUCGGGCAGCCUCCACUCGCUCUACAUUGAGUCGAGCAUGGCCGCCGACUUGCUUUCCUCGGGCAGAAAGGGAGGGAAGCUUGGCUCACUCGGAAACCUCACCGGGCAUACGGCUCCAAGGGAACCCCUUGUCACAGGCAUGCUCAAACCGCGGUUUUCACUUAGAACGAGCGCCGAGAUCUUCAUCGCAAGAUUUUCCCCCGACGAAGGCUCUUUGGCAGUCGGAUACGGAGACGCCACGAUUUCUAUUAUAUUGACGAGCUCAGGCUCUGUCAUGCGAACACUGACUCCACCGGGCAACUAUCUCAAGGCACCGUGCACGACGCUCUACUUUCGGCCGACCAACCCCUCCUACAAGAACCAGAACAUUCUCGUGGCUGGGUAUUCGGAGGGAAAGAUCAUCUUCUGGCAUUACACGACCGGUCAGAUUGUCAAAGUCGUUGACACCGGCGACGACCAAGUCAACUGCAUCACAUACUCGCUGGACGGGGCGAGGUUUGCGAUGGGUGGCAGCGAGGGAACAGUGACUGUUUUCGAUGGAUUCACAUCCCAAAAGGCAAUGACUCUGACGCUUGGACAAGUCAAUGUGACUUCUGGCCACUCGAAUCGCAUAUUUUCAGUCCGAUUUCAUCCCAAAGAGCCCCACUCGAUAAUGAGCGCGGGGUGGGACAAUACUGUCCAGAUCUGGGAUACUCGAAUACAACGCUCCGUCCGCAGCAUAUAUGGUCCGCAUAUCUGUGCCGACUCGAUCGAUUUUGACGACUCGGGAGACCGGAUUCUCACGGGCUCGUACUCGAAGGAAAAUCCGAUCCAGAUAUGGUCAUGGAGUCAGGCACAGGUCACAGAUACAAUUCCGUGGUCAAUACUGGAACUCAGCGAGCGAAAGCCGUGUCUGCUCUACGCAGCUCAGUUCAGCCACAGCCCGGAAAGCUCGAUCCGCAACAGAUUCGUACUGGCUGCUGGAGGCGGCGGGGCAAACGAAAUGAGGAUUUACGAGACACAAUCGAAGAGGGCCGUGGCGAUGGUUCAGAACUUGACCAGUCCCGUCUUUACCGCCGCGUUCAGCCCAACCGACCAAAUGGUUGCUCUGGGCGGAGGCGCUAGCAAGACCAUUUACGUCUACGACAUGGAGUCACAGCUUCCAAAGGAAUUUCUAUAUUGAGUCUUGCUUGCGGACGGAGGUCGAUGAUGCUCUAUGGAGCCGCUCUGAUUUGGUCUUGGUCUGUUUGUUAUGCGUCGACGCUGGGUGUGGGCGGCCGCGGGAUGUCAUAUCACGACUCAUUCAACGCUGUAGUCUUUUUGAGCGCCAGUGAGAGCUGCAGCAAAGCUGUCGGAUGUCUCACAUCGAAUACACGGUUGUUUCGGA